This is a messenger RNA of Trametes versicolor FP-101664 SS1, 603 nucleotides long. RefSeq lists its product as uncharacterized. The record is from RefSeq and is a predicted model, not a curated record. NCBI's taxonomy places the organism in Eukaryota, Fungi, Basidiomycota, Agaricomycetes, Polyporales, Polyporaceae. The coding region runs from base 1 to 603 and encodes 200 amino acids. The transcript is spliced from 3 exons.
AUGUCUUUUAAAGCUGGCAACAAACGCAAACACUGUCGCGACACCGAGUCCUCGGAGGCCACCUGCGUUGUUCUUAGCGGGUCAGCUGGCGAGGGUGGAUUGGACGCAACUCCGCUGCAACCGGCCAAGGCUCGUGGACGACCCUCCGACGUUGCGAGCCCGCCCAAGAAGAAACUCAAGGACGACAGCUCUGACAAUGACUCGCAAGCUGGCGACGUGUCCUCUCCCGAGGGCGAUCCUUCCGACGACAGCAAGAACAGCGCGGCGGACCGCUCUGCUGAUGAGAGCGGAGCUGAGGCUGCCACCGAUGGCGGCAUCGAGGCCUUGGCCACCGUCACCCGUAAUGCGAGCCGCUGUCUUCGUCUUCUCACUGCGGACGAGAAGCAAAUCAUCUCCAAGGGCUGGAGAUCGAAGGUCUACGGACACUUCAAGGUUCCGGAGCUCAUUGCGGGACCCAAGGGGUCCUAUAUCUACCGAUUUGUCUGCAAGAGGUGCCCAUCCAAGCAUGUCAAUCGUGCUGAUUACAAGUACUUGACUGGUAACCUCAAGCACCAUGUCGACUCCUGCAAGCCCAACGACACUCCCAAAGGCGAGAAGAUCUAG